Molecule: messenger RNA, 3353 nt
Organism: Perca fluviatilis (European perch)
Lineage: Eukaryota; Metazoa; Chordata; Actinopteri; Perciformes; Percidae
Gene: helq
Product: helicase, POLQ like
Exons: 19
Coding region: 178-3255 (1025 amino acids)
Molecular function (GO): ATP binding; nucleic acid binding
Source: RefSeq, a predicted model, not a curated record
AGAGACACACACACACACACACACACAGAGAGACACACACACAUACACAGACACACAUACACACACACAGACACACACACACAGCUGUGUUUCCAGUCUGCCAGUGUGAGUUGUUGUGUACUAGCCGAGCCUGUUUGCCAUGUAGCACCAGCUGUUGAUAUCCCUUGGAGGACGGUAAUGAACGGUGGGAAGCAGGAAAUCCAAAUAAAACGAGUGUCCUGUCGGAAGAGGUCCAGGGACGGCCUGAAGUCUCACCUGACCCCCGCCCGGAAGAGAGGAGGACACCCCCCCUGCACACAGCAACAAGCAUGCCCCAAAAACUGGAAGCUGAGCAGCAUCAUGGCUGAUGUCCCAUCUGCUGAGUUCUACAGUGACAGUGAGGACCUGUUCGGGGACUAUGACAGCCUCCUGGAGGACAGCUCUCUGCUGGCCCAGCUGGACUCGGCAGAACAAACCGAGAGGCAGCGCUCGGCCGCCGAUCAGCCGACCGCGGGCUUCACGUCUCUGCGGCCGGCGAACGCCGCGGCGCCGUGCGAAGACGUUCUCACAGACUCCAUCUUGGACGUCCUCGGAGACGAACCCUUCGAGGACUCGCAGCCCUACUUGCCGGCGAGCCAGCAUCAGUUUCACCAAGAAGUCCACGGAGACGCCCAGAGGACCAGUCCGCACGCCGGCGAUAACAAGACCUCCACGCCGCUCAGAGACCCGGUGGCCAAAAGGCCGAGACCGGCCGCGGCGAGGAGGAGCGUGACGGAGCGGCUGAAGAAGACGAUGCUCGGCAACGCGGCCGCUCCGUCCGGCGUCUCCCGCGCCGCCGAGAUGAAGGAGGCCGCGGUCUCCGAGGAGAUCGGCGUCGCCACGCGGGCCGUGGAGACGGCGUCCGGCGCCGAGACCGCUGACCUCGGGCCGUUCUUCGGGCUCCCCACUAAAGUGAAAGACCUGAUGUUCAACCUGAGAGGAAUCGAGAAGUUAUACGACUGGCAGGAGACGUGUCUGAACCUGGACUGUGUGCAGCAGAGGAGGAACCUGAUCUACUCCCUCCCCACCAGCGGAGGGAAGACUCUGGUGGCCGAGAUCCUGGUCCUCCGAGAGCUGCUGUGCCGGAAGAAGGACUGUCUGUUCAUCCUACCGUACAUAUCCCUGGUGCAGGAGAAGGUGCGUGGCCUGGCCAGCCUGGGCCUGGAGCUGGACUUCGUGGUGGAGGAGUACGCCGGCAGUAGAGGCCGGUUCCCCCCGGUGAGGAGGAGGAGCGGCCGGUCGGCGUUCGUGGCGACGAUAGAGAAAGGCCACAGCCUCGUCAACUCACUGAUAGAGACCAGCAGGAUCCAGGACCUGGGACUGGUGGUGGUCGACGAGCUUCACAUGUUGGGGGACGGCAGCAGAGGAGCCGUUAUCGAAAUGACGCUCGCCAAAGUUCUCUACAUGAGCAAAUCGACUCAGAUUAUUGGAAUGAGCGCCACUCUGGGAAACAUCAGAGACCUGCAGACCUUUCUAAAGGCUGAAAAUUACACCAACGACUUCAGACCGGUCCAGCUGAAGGAGUAUGUUAAACUGAACGACACCAUCUAUGAAGUGGACCCAAAGGAAGAGGAUUGUUUCCGAUUCUCCCGUCCUCUCAACUUUAAGUACUCCAGCUCGAUGCAGAAGAUGGACCCAGAUCACAUCAUCGCCCUGGUGACUGAAGUCAUCCCAACACACUCGUGUCUGGUCUUCUGCCCCACCAAGAAGAACUGCGAGAACGUCGCAGCGAUGAUCUGCAAAUAUCUCAAAGAGGAGUUCCUCCGUCAUCGCGAGGCAGAGAAAGGCGUCCUGCUGCGAGCGCUGCGGGACAGCGGUAACGGCGCGGUGUGUCCGGUGCUGCGGAGGACGGUGCCGUACGGUUUGGCCUAUCACCACAGCGGCCUGACCUCCGAGGAGAGGAAGCUGGUGGAGGAGGCGUACUCCAGCGGCGUGCUCUGUCUGCUCGCCUGCACCUCCACCCUGGCUGCAGGAAUCAACCUACCGGCCCGCAGAGUGAUACUGCGCUCGCCGUACGUGGCCACAGACUUCCUGAAGAGGAGCCAGUACAAGCAGAUGGUGGGCCGGGCCGGCCGGGCCGGCAUCGACACCGUGGGAGAGAGCAUCCUCAUCCUGCAGGACAAGGACACAAAGAUGGCUAAAACAUUGGUGUCUGCCCCGAUGGAGAACUGUUACAGCAACCUGAUGCACGACGAGGGAAAAGGCCUCCUGAGUCUCAUCCUGUCGCUCAUUGGAUUAAAUAUCACCACGUCGUUGGACCAGAUGAAGGACUUCCUGUGUGGCACGCUGCUGUUUGUGCAGCGGAAGCAGCUGUGCGUGGAGACGAGUCUGACGGAGACGGUGCAGCGGUUGGUCGGCCUCCUGGAGGACAAACAUCUCAUCACCGUGACUACGGAGUCUCACGGUGGUCAAACUCUGCAGGUCACCAAGCUGGGGAGAGCCACUUAUAAAGGCUCCGUGGAUCUGAGCUACAGCGAGGUGCUGUACAGAGACCUCUCUAAAGGUCUGGAGGGUCUGCUGCUCAACAGUUUCCUGCACCUGGUCUACCUCGUCACCCCGUAUGACAUGAUCGCACAGUGCAAGCCUGACUGGAUGCUGUUCUUCAGACAGUUCACGCUGCUGUCGGCUACGGAGCAGAAGAUGUCUGCAGCCGUCGGAGUGCCGGAGAGUUUCAUCGCUAGAAAAGCUGCCGGACAGACGGUGAGAAAGGGUGUGAACAUGGAGCAAGUGCGGCGGAUGUAUCUGGCCCUGGUGCUGUUUUCUCUGCUGAAGGAGACCAACCUGUGGAGCGUCGCUGACCGGUUCCAGCUGAGCCGCGGCUUCGUCCAGAGUCUGCUCAGCUCGUCCUCGGCCUUCUGCUCCUGCGUGCUGCACUUCACACAGGAGCUGGAGGAGCUGUGGCCAUUCAAAGCUCUGCUGACGGAGCUGACGCGGCGGCUGAGCUACUGUGUGAAGGCCGAACUCAUACCCCUGAUGGAGGUGGCCGGAGUCAUGGAGUCCAGAGCGAAGCAGCUGUAUAACGCCGGCUAUAAAACGCUGAGUCACCUGGCGAACGCUGACCCAGCUGUUCUCUCCAACACGAUAGAAAACCUGUUCAAGAAACAAGCCAAUCAGAUCGUGGCCUCCGCUAAAAUGUUGCUGAAUGAAAAAGCCGCAGCCCUUCAGGAGGAAGUGGACGAACUGCUGACGAUGCCGUCAGAUCUGCCCACAGCUGCUAAAACACAACAACCUGUUUAAAUUAUUAGAGAAGUUUUAUUCUCUGUGUCUACUUUGUUUGAUUUUUUUUUUAUUGUUUGUUGGAUUCCAUUUCUUAUUAAAAUAAUGUACAAGAAGGA